AUGGAGCCCAACCCCAGCUCCAAAGACAUCAUCAACCCUAAAACCAGAAAUGAACGGCCCACUCGACGAAUAACCCCUCUUCCCCCAGGAACCCCCCACCCGCAAGUUACCCUCGCCCAAACCCACGACGUCCUCUCCCUCCUCCUCCUCUUCCGCUUCCUCAACGCCCUCCUCACCCGCACCUUCUUCCAACCGGACGAAUACUUCCAGUCCCUGGAACCCGCCUGGCAUCUCGCCUUCUCCGACUCUUCGGCUUGGCUAACCUGGGAAUGGACAUACCAACUCCGCUCCUCCUUAUACCCGGCCCUCAUCGCGGCGUUUUAUCGAGGAGUGGACGGGCUGGGCAUGGAUUUGUACGGGAGGGGGAGUAACGCGCCGUGGGCGGCGCUGUGGUUGAGUGUGGUGAGCCCGUGGGGCUGGUACGUGUCGACAAGGACGUUUAGCAAUUCGAUGGAGAUGGGAUUGACUGUGGCGGGGGUGUCGUAUUGGCCUUGGGAGAUGCUCAAGGGUGAGGGGGAUAGGGAUGGGGAUGGGGAUGGGGAUGGGGAGUUGCUAUUGGUCGGAGAGAGGGUAAAGAGUUUGAGGAUUUCGCUUGUGUUGGCGGCGUUGGCAGUUGUGUUGAGGCCGACGAAUAUCCUGGUUUGGGUUGUUAUCCUUGGGAUGACGCUCGCAAGGCUUGUGAGGUCGCGACGGGAGGUCCCGGUCUCAACGCUGGUUGUUCUGUUCAGGGAGAUUCUCCUUUGCGGUGGCGCUGUUCUCGCUCUCUCGGUGCUCUCUGACAGGCUGUAUUUCGGCUUCUGGACGUUUCCGCCGUAUAAGUGGCUGUACUUCAACAUCUCGCAGUCGCUGGCCGUCUUCUACGGGCACAUGCCGUGGCACUACUACCUCAGCCAGGGCAUCCCGCUCCUCAUGACAACCUUUCUCCCGCUCGCCCUGGUCGGAGUCGUGAAGGCUCUCUUCCCUCCCGAUAAUAGCUGUAAAUCAGCUGUUCUCAAGACGCUAGCGACAACGGUUGUCGUAGUCGUAGCCAUCAUGUCCCUGAUCUCUCACAAAGAAGUCCGCUUCAUCUACCCCCUGCUCCCCAUACUGCACAUCCUCUCCGCUCCCUACGUCGCAGCAUUCUUCACCACCCCCGAGUCAAACUCCUCCACAUCCAAUGGACCUGUUGUUCUCCGCCGCAAACUCACACUUGCCAACCUCCUUACUAUCAACUUUUUACUCGGAACCUACCUCAGUGUCUUCCACCAAGCCGCCCCUCUGUCGGUCCUGCAAUUUCUGCGCGCUGAUUUCGAGAGGAUUCAUCCCGAGUCGCUUUGGCUGGGGACGGAUCUGCUCUCUCCCGAGACGCCCCUCAGCCUGGAAGAAGGACAUGAGUUGUUUGCUCUAUUUCUCACUCCCUGCCAUAGCACCCCAUGGCGCUCACAUUUAGUUUAUCCCGCCCUCCGGGCGAGGGCACUUACCUGCGAGCCGCCGUUGCAUACCAAACCGGGGAGCGUGGAGAGGGAGACGUAUUUGGACGAGGCAGAUCGGUUUUAUUUGAGGGAUCCGAAGAGGAAUAACUCCUACGGGUUAACAUUCCUCGCUAACGAGCUUUUUCCCUUGGCGCAAGACGGGAGUGGGAAACGCGACGGGGAGAUGCCAAGGCCUGCAAAGAGUCCAUUGUUUUUUUCAAAUUCCUCAUCGCCUGCCUCUUCCACCACCACCACCACCACCACCAACAACAACAACAACAACAACAACAACGGCGAUGACGACGACGACGACGACGACGACGACGACGACGACGACGACGACGACGCAACUUCUGUUAACAUUAUAUAG
Messenger RNA from Thermochaetoides thermophila DSM 1495, 1821 nucleotides. RefSeq lists its product as uncharacterized. Gene Ontology annotation, molecular function: alpha-1,2-mannosyltransferase activity. The transcript is spliced from 3 exons. Gene Ontology annotation, biological process: GPI anchor biosynthetic process. Gene Ontology annotation, cellular component: endoplasmic reticulum membrane. The record is from RefSeq and is a predicted model, not a curated record. NCBI's taxonomy places the organism in Eukaryota, Fungi, Ascomycota, Sordariomycetes, Sordariales, Chaetomiaceae. The coding region runs from base 1 to 1821 and encodes 606 amino acids.